Pantherophis guttatus is the source of this 2276-nucleotide messenger RNA. RefSeq names its product CD4 molecule (gene CD4). The record is from RefSeq and is a predicted model, not a curated record. Lineage: Eukaryota; Metazoa; Chordata; Lepidosauria; Squamata; Colubridae.
GACAUCUGCGAAAGUUUCAUGCAAAAGGAAAGAACAGAGAAGAAAUAGAGAGACGGAGCAAGGUACUUAUUGCAGCUGUCAGUUGUCCAGGUGAAAAGGUGCAUUGGCAAAUAUGGUUUUAAACAGCAUUCUUGUUGCCUUUGUUCUUUAUCUGGCUAUUCUAGGGGCAACUUUUUCCACAAGGGCUGAAACGAUAAAUGUUGCUGCUGGCAAGUCUGCCUUCCUUUACUGUAAAACUGACAAAACUCCAUCCAGCAUGAUCUGGAAUCAUAAUGGAAAACUUCUGCUACGGAAAAUGAAAGGCCAAGUAUUUAAAGCUGGAAAGCCUGAAACAUACAUAUUGAGGGAUGAGAAGACUUUUGCUGUAGAACUGACAAAAGCAGAACCAGGACAAUAUACCUGUGAAGUGGAUGGAAAGCGGGUGGCUACUUAUGAUAUUGAAGUGUGGACAGUUACUGGAUCUAAAAGUGGAUACCUCCUGCAAGGUGACACUUUAAAGCUGAGUCUGUCUCCUGUCACAGAUACCAGGAUUGAAUGGUUUGACCCCCACAAGACCAAAGUAACAGCGAACCAGCCACGAUGGAAACUGCAAAAGGAUAGCUUACAGAUAUUAAACCUUACAGUUCAGGAGGAUAAUGGGAUAUGGACAUGUCACAUCUCUCAUUAUAAGCUCAACGUCUCCUACACCGUCAAGGUAUUAGGUUUUUCCAAUCCAUUGGAUGAGUUCCAGUUUGCCACUAUCAACAGCAGCAGCAACCUUUCCUGUCCUUUGAACAUUGACCUGCAAGAAAAAAAAGAUCAGGAGAUUCCAAAAGUCCAGUCUUGGAAAUGGCUUAAGAAUAAUGUUCUCAUGAAGGAGCAUAACAUAAGCAACAUCAAUCGUUCUUUCUCCAUUCAUCAAAUAUCCAAUGUCCGUUCUGAAGAUGCUGGACAGUACCAAUGCCAUCUUGGAUUUAAACAUGGAAUUUUGAGUAAAACCAACAACCUAAUAGUGGUGAAAGUCUCUGCUAUCCCUCCUGUGCUCAGAUCCAAUGAAGACAACGUGACGUUGUGUGGUCAUAUCAGUCCUUCUGCCUCUCCAGUGACUGAAUUGUGCUGGGUUUAUGUAAAUGACUCUAUGAGUGAACCCAAAUGUGGCUCUCCCAUUUCAGAGAAUAAAUUCUGUCACGUAGCUACAACUGAAGGACCCUGGAGGUGUGAUUUCAAAGUGAACAACGAUGUGAAAAUCAGUAUUGACUAUAUUCUGGGUAAGUUCCAAGGAAAAUUCUCAAAUGAGACUACUUUAGACAAUAGUUUCUCACUGAUCAAAACAGCCUCAGGAAUUGGUGCAAUGCUUCUGCUGUUAAUUCUUGUUGGAGUCUGUGUACCUACUUGUAAACGUAUGAAGCAGAAGCAGCAACAAGCCAAGAGAAUGGCACAAAUUAAGCAGCAUUUGCUUGCCAAGAGGACAUGCCAAUGCCAGAGGGACCUACCUAAUGAUUACUACCAUACCUGAAGGAGAUGUUGAAAAAUCACUGGCCUGACCAUUUACAAUCAUUAACAAUGCACAGUAACAUGAAUUCAAAUACUGCUGGGUUGCCUUAACUUUUUCUCUGAUAUUCAUAGUGCUGUAAUCAUUUGGGCAAGUCUGUAUUUUGAAACUGUGGAGCUUGCAGAAAAUAUUGACCAAAAAAGGCUUCACCCUAGUAAUUGCUUCUAAGUUGUCUAAUAGCCGACUGCUCUUUGAACCAAUCUGCAGUUCUACUCACUGCAACUAUAAAUGAACAAAGAUGUGUUGUUUGUUUUUAAAAUUCCUGACCCAGAAAUAAAAUACUUAUAUCUUUCCCCCCAGCUCCACUGGUUAAUUCAUGUAUAUGUCUACAGAUAUUUUUUUGCAUUUAUUGUGUAGUUUGCAAUCUUUUCUGAGAAAAUAUUCUAUCAUUUAAAAAAGCAAUAUUUUAAAAUGUAUAUUAACAGCCAUGAUAUAAUUAUGAUGCUAAUAGCGUAAUGCAUUUCAAAGGACAAAUUCAUUUUUACUGUUUGGAAAAAUGGGUGGGGAGGAAGAGGGGCUUCUGCAUUCUGAAAGUUGCUUCUAAGUAGAGAAUUUCACUGAUGAGAUACAAAAAUUAUUGGAAAACUAUCUCCAAUCUAUCUUGGCUUUCCACUGUUUUGUUUUUUCCCUUUAAGGCAGGGGUCUCCAAACUUGGCAACUUUAAGACUUGUGAAGCUUUAAGACUUAGCAUCGCUGGCUAAGGAAUUCUAGGAGUUGAAGUCCAUAAGUCUUAAAGUUGCCAAGU